This is a messenger RNA of Arabis nemorensis, 612 nucleotides long. Lineage: Eukaryota; Viridiplantae; Streptophyta; Magnoliopsida; Brassicales; Brassicaceae. The record is from the annotation of a GenBank genome assembly.
AUGAAUCCCGAGUACGACUAUCUUUUCAAGCUCCUGCUUAUCGGGGAUUCCGGCGUCGGCAAGUCUUGUCUUCUUUUGAGAUUUUCCGAUGAUUCCUAUGCAGAGAGUUACAUAAGCACUAUUGGAGUCGAUUUUAAAAUUCGGACUGUUGAGCAAGAUGGCAAGUCAAUUAAGCUCCAAAUUUGGGACACUGCUGGUCAAGAGCGGUUCAGGACAAUUACUAGCAGCUACUACCGUGGGGCACAUGGAAUCAUUAUUGUCUACGACGUCACAGAUCAAGAAAGCUUUAAUAACGUGAAGCAAUGGUUGAGUGAAAUUGACCGUUAUGCGAGUGACAGUGUGAACAAACUCUUGGUUGGAAACAAGUCUGAUCUUGCUCAAAAUCGAGCCGUGUCGUUUGAAACGGCCAAGGCUUUUGCCGAUGAAAUUGGAAUUCCUUUCAUGGAGACCAGUGCAAAAGAUGCCACCAACGUGGAACAGGCUUUCAUGGCCAUGUCGGCAGCCAUCAAAGAAAGAAUGGCAAGCCAACCAGCUGGGAACAAUGCAAGACCGCCGACAGUGCAAAUCAGAGGACAGCCUGUUGCCCAAAAGAAUGGCUGCUGCUCAUCUUGA